Molecule: messenger RNA, 1515 nt
Organism: Aspergillus pseudonomiae
Lineage: Eukaryota; Fungi; Ascomycota; Eurotiomycetes; Eurotiales; Aspergillaceae
Product: NIF domain protein
Exons: 1
Coding region: 1-1515 (504 amino acids)
Molecular function (GO): phosphoprotein phosphatase activity
Source: RefSeq, a predicted model, not a curated record
AUGCCCGUAUUCCCUGGAGGUCCAAGCGGGAUGGCUUUCAAUGAACAGGGACUUCAAUUUCCGUUCUUUUCUCCAAAUAACUCGAACCAGCAGUCCCAAUCACAGCCUUCCAAUCAACCUGCGUUUGGACCGUUUAACCCUGCUUUGCUGAAUGACAUGAGUAAUCCUCUGAAUUUCUUCUCCCUCAUGCCUCCACCUCCCUUCCUGAUGAACUUUGGUCUACAAAAUCCCGUGAUGGCAGGGCCCCUCUUAAGUGGAUUUCCGUCCUUGCCCUUUGAUCCAAUGGCUUUUACAGCAGCUGGUUCUGCUGGAGGCAACAUCUCAGAUACGCUUGGUCAACCACCUGUCGGAGCAUCGGCAACGAAGCAUGAAGCUUUGCCGCCACCUAAACCUCCAUCCCCUGUCAGAUCAUACAUUGAGCAGUCGACCUUACCGCCCAAAUUGGUCGUUUCUCCCCAACCACUGCUGGUCAUCUUGGAUUUGAAUGGUACGCUAAUCUACCGUAAGCACCGGCGGUUCCCGCCUGUGUUUUCCAGAAGGGCCGGGCUGGACGAGUUCUUAGAUACCUUGGUGAGAAAAUACAAGGUUAUGAUCUGGUCCAGUUCCCAGCCGAACACAGUGAAGGCGGUUUGUGACAAGCUCUUCCCGGGCAAUAAACGAAAGGCACUUGUUGCGGAAUGGGGUCGUGACAAGUUCGGUCUCACGUCAUCCCAAUACCGGGCCAAAAUCCAAGUUUACAAAACAUUAGAGACAGUUUGGAGCAAUAAGGAGAUUCAAGCGUCAUACCCAUCGCCUUCUCAGAAUAAACGCCGCAAAGCCGCACAGAAUGGCACGCAGUUGAAAACCCGAUGGGAUCAGUCCAACACGAUCUUGAUUGACGACAGUAAACUCAAGGCUCUCAGUGAACCAUACAACAUACUUGAGAUUCCAGAGUUUACCAACCAGCCCGGUCUCGAUGAGUCCACAAUAUUUCCAAAGGUUAUGCAGCUCCUGGACGAACUAGCAACACAUGACGAUGUCAGCAAAGUCCUCCAUCAGUGGAACCUAGAGUUACCCGAAAACCAAGGCAUUCUUGAGCUUGACCUCGGCCUCAGCACUAAUAAGGUCGACCAGAAUCACAACAAUAACACCACCGGUGACGCCCACUCUCCACCUUCCCAACAAGACAUUCCAACCGGGCCGACAGCCAUGGCGGAAGCCCGCAAAGAAAGGCGCAAAAGGCGCAAGGAGCAACGCAAGGCCCGCAAACAAGAGCAAAAACUAGAGGCAAAAGCGGAAACGAAAGCCCAUAAGAAAGCACAAAACACCUCCCCAGCAGGUCAAGCAGAUAAAACUACCGCUACUACUGUCAUUACCCCAGCAGAAGCAACUACCGGUAUCUCCUCCGCUGAAUCUGCAACAGCCGUCGUGCAACCGACCCUUGACCGGUCACCAUCACCCGCGACUUCAUCUGCCGAAUCCGAGAAUUUUCUCCUAGAUCGAUUAGAGGAUUCUUUGAAUGUUAGAACCGACUAG